GAUGUGACAACUCAUCGCGAAGGCAGGUCGUUGUGCAAGCUUCAGCGGCUAGUCGCGAGUGGUUUGUGCAAAGUGAGCGCUGCCUGCCAUCUGGGGCUGGAAUGGAAUAAAAUACGAGCGUGUGGCUGCAAUCUAUAACGAGUUUCGAUUCGACGCUGACAGCAGUGGGGAGGGAGAGGGUGUCCGGCCGCCGGCUUGCAGCGUUUGAUGGAGUAAAUAUGUCAGUCAGGUCUGGCUUUUACAAACAAGAACUAAACAAAACGAAAUGGGAGGUUCCGGAGAGAUACCAGAAUCUGACUCCCGUUGGAUCAGGGGCUUAUGGAUCUGUUUGCUCUGCAUAUGAUACAAGAACACGACGGAAGGUAGCAAUAAAAAAGCUAUCAAGACCAUUUCAGUCGCUGAUUCAUGCAAGGAGGACAUACAGAGAGCUGAGAUUGUUGAAGCACAUGAAACAUGAAAAUGUUAUUGGAUUGUUAGAUGUCUUUACACCAGCAGUCACACUGGAGAAUUUUCGAGAAGUGUACUUGGUGACGAACCUCAUGGGUGCAGAUUUGAAUAACAUCGUUAAGUGUCAAAAGCUGACAGACGAUCAUGUGCAGUUUCUCGUGUAUCAGUUACUCAGAGGACUUAAGUAUAUCCAUUCAGCUGGUAUCAUUCACAGGGAUCUGAAACCAAGCAAUUUAGCAGUAAAUGAGGACUGUGAAUUACGAAUUCUAGAUUUUGGGUUGGCACGGCAGACCGAUGAUGAGAUGACUGGUUAUGUAGCAACUAGAUGGUAUCGAGCGCCAGAAAUAAUGCUAAACUGGAUGCAUUAUAAUCAGACAGUGGAUAUUUGGUCUAUCGGAUGCAUUAUGGCAGAGUUGUUGAAAGGAAAAGCCCUCUUCCCAGGAACUGAUUAUAUUGAUCAACUGAAGCGAAUAAUGGAAGUUGUUGGAACACCAAGCACUGAAUUACUAAAAAAGAUAUCUUCAGAACAUGCUAGAAAAUACAUUGAAUCUUUACCAUACAUGCCUCAAAAAGAUUUGAAAGAACUAUUCAAUGGUGACAAUCCUUUAGCUGUAGAUCUGCUUCAGAAGAUGCUUAUACUUGACACUGAUAAGAGGAUAACUGCAACAGAUGCUCUGACUCACCCUUACUUUGCUCAGUAUCAUGACCCUGAUGAUGAACCAGAAGCAGAACCAUAUGAUGAUUCAAUAGAAAAUAAGGAACGAACUAUAGAGGAGUGGAAAGAACUUACAUUUGGGGAGGUAAACAGCUUUGAGUUGCCACAAUCUACAAUGGAUAACAUGGAGAUGGAACCCUAGGAGCAGCCUCAUUAAACACGUUAUUAAGAAAUAAGAAGCAUUUCAGCUGCCUGCUGGUGAAUGACUUGCUGGAGAGCUACAUUUUCACCACCUCUACAGGUUAUCACACAACAAAUUGAUAACUUAGUUAUCGCUGUCUUAAACCAAAAACAAUUGAAUGUAUUUUGAAAUUUAAUUUGGUUUAACCAUGACUUUUUGCAUGACUUCUUCUGUAAACAGUUAAUAAACCAAAUCAUGUCUGGCAUUCAUCCUAAGUUUAUCAAUGGCUUUUUAUGUCUAUAUCAAUACCUGUUGUUAUUGCUGCUAAAGUUGGGCAAUGUUGCUGACUCAUUCAAAACUUUUGAAAGCACAAAUGUCUUCAAGAUGUCACUUGACAACUAUACCAUUUACUUUAUCUGAAACCUGAUCAUUCUUCAAUUAUUUAUGAUUCACAAACCAAAAAUCAGAAAAAUUCAAAAUAAAAUUUUAUUGUCUUCA
Molecule: messenger RNA, 1781 nt
Organism: Rhincodon typus (whale shark)
Lineage: Eukaryota; Metazoa; Chordata; Chondrichthyes; Orectolobiformes; Rhincodontidae
Gene: mapk11
Product: mitogen-activated protein kinase 11
Exons: 12
Coding region: 219-1304 (361 amino acids)
Biological process (GO): protein phosphorylation; intracellular signal transduction
Cellular component (GO): cytoplasm; nucleus
Molecular function (GO): ATP binding; MAP kinase activity
Source: RefSeq, a predicted model, not a curated record